CCAUGUUUGGUGGUGGCAUUCCAAUUGGCUUGAUCAAGCUGGCUCCCACUCCUGUUCCAUUCGAGACCGCGCGGAUCUGGCUGUAUCCAUAGUAGUAACCGGAAGCUCCACCUGUUGAUGCAUCCGCGCUAUGAUGAGGGCAGGACGAGCAAUGGAUCGCUGAUACCGUGAUGCUCGACCUGCCGUGCGCCUACUUAACCUUCACAUUCCCCGCCACCCUGCCCAGAUCUCUUUUGCUCUCCACAUACACCUUCUACAAUCAACAGUUGACCUCAUAACACGAAAAUAUCAUGUCUACCGCUCAAUUGAAGACCGCUCACGCCUCGUGGGAGCAGCCCACUGGCCUCUUCAUCAACAACGAAUGGGUCAACGGUGUUGAUGGCAAGACCUUUGAAGUCGUCAACCCAGCCGAUGAAACAGUCAUCACUUCUGUUGCUGAGGCCACCGAAAAGGAUGUCGACAUUGCUGUCGCCGCCGCCCGCAAGGCAUUCGAGGGUGCUUGGAGAAAAGAGACCCCAGAGAACCGUGGCAAGCUUCUACGCAAACUUGCCGAUCUCAUGGAGGCCAACAUCGAUAAGCUCGCCGCUUGUGAGUCGCUAGAUAACGGUAAGGCCAUCACUAUGGCAAAGGGCGAUGUGGGCAUGGCCGCCGCUACACUCAGAUACUACGGUGGAUGGGCAGACAAGAUUGAGGGUAAGGUCGUAGACACCACACCUGACACCUUUAACUACAUCAAGAAGGAGCCUAUUGGUGUGUGCGGUCAGAUCAUCCCGUGGAACUUUCCAAUCCUCAUGUGGGCGUGGAAGAUUGGCCCCGCUGUCGCUGCCGGUAACACCGUUGUCCUUAAGACCGCUGAACAGACUCCUCUGUCAGCUUUGAUUGCUGCGAAUCUCAUCAAAGAAGCUGGCUUUCCACCAGGUGUUAUCAACAUCAUCUCUGGUUUCGGCAAGGUUGCUGGUGCCGCUAUCUCUGCACAUAUGGAUGUCGACAAGGUCGCGUUCACAGGUUCAACUGUCGUCGGCCGCACUAUCAUGAAGGCUGCCGCUGGCUCUAACCUCAAGAAGGUAACUCUUGAGCUCGGUGGAAAGAGCCCUAACUUAGUGUUCGAGGAUGCCGACAUUGACAACGCCAUAUCAUGGGUUAACUUUGGAAUCUUCUUCAACCAUGGCCAGUGCUGCUGCGCUGGAUCUCGUAUCUACGUUCAGGAGUCUAUCUACGACAAGUUCGUCCAGCGAUUCAAGGAGCGCGCGGCUAAGAAUGUUGUUGGUGACCCAUUCGAUGCCAAUACUUUCCAGGGUCCUCAGGUCUCGCAAGUUCAGUUUGACCGCAUUAUGAGCUACAUUGAUGCUGGUAAGACUGCUGGUGCCACUGUCGAAAUCGGAGGUAAGCGAAAGGGUGAGAAGGGUUACUUCAUCGAGCCAACCAUCUUCUCCAACGUGUCUGAGGACAUGAAGAUAAUGCAAGAGGAGAUUUUCGGCCCAGUCUGCUCCAUUGCAAAGUUCAAGAACAAGGAAGAUGCUAUUCGUCUAGGUAACGCCACUACCUACGGUCUCGCCGCGGCUGUCCACACAUCGAACCUCAAUACUGCCAUCGAGGUUUCGAAUGCUCUACGCGCCGGGACAGUGUGGGUCAACACCUACAAUACUCUCCAUCACCAGCUACCGUUCGGUGGCUUCAAGGAGUCUGGUAUCGGCCGUGAGCUUGGUGAGGCCGCUCUUGAUAAUUACCUACAGACCAAGACUGUAUCCAUUCGCCUUGGUGAUGCUCUCUUCGGUUAAGCAAUAUGAACCAAAAAAUAAUGUAAUUUCAAGGAAAUAGGCACAGCUUUACCUGCCUGUCAUGUAUAUAUCACCUAACGAGAAAUUGAAUCAAC
Molecule: messenger RNA, 1873 nt
Organism: Pseudovirgaria hyperparasitica
Lineage: Eukaryota; Fungi; Ascomycota; Dothideomycetes; Acrospermales; Acrospermaceae
Product: aldehyde dehydrogenase
Exons: 3
Coding region: 291-1778 (495 amino acids)
Molecular function (GO): aldehyde dehydrogenase (NAD+) activity
Source: RefSeq, a predicted model, not a curated record